This is a messenger RNA of Emericellopsis cladophorae, 1638 nucleotides long. RefSeq names its product GRIP domain-containing protein-like protein. The record is from RefSeq and is a predicted model, not a curated record. Gene Ontology annotation, cellular component: Golgi apparatus. Bases 1 to 1638 code for a protein of 545 amino acids. Lineage: Eukaryota; Fungi; Ascomycota; Sordariomycetes; Hypocreales; Bionectriaceae. Gene Ontology annotation, biological process: endoplasmic reticulum to Golgi vesicle-mediated transport; Golgi organization. The transcript has 4 exons. Gene Ontology annotation, molecular function: small GTPase binding.
AUGUCAUCAAAUACAGCCAAUACGGACCCGAUGCAGGGUGCUAAUUCAACGCAAAAGAAGAAGAGCAACAAGAAGAAGAAAAAUGCGAGCAAGAAACAGGACACGGAACAGCCACUGAAUGACGAUUCGAAAAGAGAAGACGAAGAUGAAGAACUCGCGACUCCUUCACAGCUUGGCAACACUUCAAACAACGACACCGAACAGAUUCCCCAGGAAAAUGAUCCUGAAGAACCAGCUUCGACAAAUGGAUUGGCGGCGGGGCCAGCGGAGAAUGACACCAACACUGCUGCGAAAGUCGAAGCGAUGAGCCACGAGCGAGAGACACUACGGCAGGAAGUAGAACAAAUGCGCAAACAACUCGAGAGCAUGCAAGAGAGCCACGCAUCCGAAGUCACCCGCCUCCAAUCAGAGCUUGAAGAAAGCAACGCGGCGAAAGAGUCAGCUGAGGAGGAGUACCAAAAUCUAUUGGGGAGAGUGAAUCAAAUCAAGCAGACUUUGAGCGACAGGUUAAAACGAGACAAGGCUGAGCUCGAGGAAGCGAAGGAACGCGUUGAGGAGCUGGAGGCGCAGAACGAAGAACUGAGAGGCUCGGCAGAAUCUUCAAGUGAAGAUGUGACCAAGCUCAAGGAGGAGCUGCACGAUGCGCAACGAGAACUGUCGACGUUGAGAAGCCGCAACAACCUUUCAGCGACCAACUGGCAGAAGGAGCGGGACGACAUGCAAAGGGCGGUGCAGAAUCUCAAGGAAGAGCUGGAGACAACAUCGAACGCCAUGGGCGAGUGGGAAGUCAUUGCGAUGGAGGAACGAUCCUUGAAAGAGAGUCUCGAGGAUAAGGUCUCCGACUUGGAGGAGCAAAUGGCUGCGCUGCGGGAAGGCUACGAGGCAGCAGCGCAAGAGCGGGACAGCAACACGACUUUGGUCGAUAAUCUCCAAGACGCCCUCCGCGAGAUACAAGAAGCCAGGAAAAAAGAACUUCGCGAAAUGGUGGAGUCAACAGAUCAGCAGGUGGAGACCCACAAGAAGCGUGCGCAGGAAGCUGAAGCCCGUGCCAGCGAAGCUGAGAAGGACAAGGCCAGCUUGACGGCCGAACUCGAGCGGACUGCGCCGUUCGAGAAGGAGGUUAAGGAGAAGAACCUCCUCAUCGGCAAGCUCAGGCAUGAAGCUAUCGUUUUGAACGAUCACCUGACCAAAGCGCUACGAUACCUCAAGAAGACGAAACCGGAAGACAAUGUUGACCGGCAAAUCAUCACCAACCACCUUCUUCAGUUCUUGACUCUGGAUCGUGGAGACGUGAAACGCUUUCAGGUCCUUCAGGUCAUGGCUGGUUAUCUAAACUGGACCGACGAACAACGCGAGCAAGCUGGCCUUGCGCGACCAGGCACAUCAAGCAAUAGUCUACGCCUUCCGGUAUCUCCAUUUCAUCGCACACCAAGUUCUCCGUCACUCAACGCAGACGUGUUCUCUGAACCCUCUCCUUCUGGCGGCAAGGACAAGGAAUCCUUGGCUGAGUUAUGGGCUGGCUUCCUCGAGCGCAGUGCGCAGGAAGGCACUGGAGAGGACCCCAAGGCUCGGAAAGACAGCACGAGCAGCAGUGUAGCCACAGGCUUGACAGCGGAAAAGGAGCAGUCGAAGCCUUAG